AGCAGCAGCGACACCGCAGCGCAGCCUCCAGCCUCACCUGCUCCUCAUCUGCGCUUCCCUCCGCCUCUGUCCGCACACAGACGCUGCCGCAGCACAGAGGGAGCGGACGGACGAGGACGAUCAGCUGAGCAGUCUUCAGGGAAAUAAGGGAAUAUAUAAGGGCGGUGAAAGAUGGUGAAACUAGGGAGUAAUCUUCAAGACAAAGGGGCCAAACCUGUGAGCGUGGAGGACGGCUUUCAGAAUGUGCCCCUCAUCACUCCGCUGGAUGUUGGCAGCCUCCAGAGCCAAGCACCGGACAAGGUGGUGGUGAAAACUCGCACGGAGUACCAGACAGAGAAGAAGAGGCUGAAGGUUCCCAAGGUGGAGGAGUUCACCAUCAGCUUCACUGAUGGGGUGUCUGAGAGACUUAAGGUGACGAUUCUGAUCAUCCUGGCCCUGGCCUUCCUCGCCUGCAUCGUGUUCCUGGUGGUUUAUAAAGCCUUCACCUACGACCACGCCUGCCCGGAUGGAUUCAUUUAUAAGCACAAGCGGUGCAUCCCGGCCUCUCUGGAGGCCUACUACGCCGCCCAGGAUGCCAACUCGAGGGGCCGUUUCUACACAGUGAUCAGCCACUACAGCAUGGCCAAGCAGACCACCUCGCACUCCGUCUCCCCCUGGCUGCCCGGAGGGGCGGGGGGACAGCAGCACGACGCCAAACCCCCGAGUGGCGAGGGCCACUGA
Messenger RNA from Chelmon rostratus (copperband butterflyfish), 720 nucleotides. RefSeq names its product neuronal vesicle trafficking associated 2 (gene nsg2). Bases 172 to 720 code for a protein of 182 amino acids. NCBI's taxonomy places the organism in Eukaryota, Metazoa, Chordata, Actinopteri, Chaetodontiformes, Chaetodontidae. Gene Ontology annotation, cellular component: membrane; endosome. Gene Ontology annotation, biological process: G protein-coupled dopamine receptor signaling pathway; clathrin coat assembly; endosomal transport. The transcript has 5 exons. Gene Ontology annotation, molecular function: clathrin light chain binding. The record is from RefSeq and is a predicted model, not a curated record.